AUGAAGGCAGCCAUCCAUGAGGCUCUGGGUAGACGGUGGAAUUAUGGAGGCAAGGAUGAACGGGAGGCAGAAUUAUCACGGAUCAUAGUCAACAGAUUCAGCAAGAGCAUAUAUAUGACACGCCUCUGCAACUCUGGGACCGAAGAUAUCCUCAUGGCUCUUGGGGCGGCGGUCAACUUCACCGGCAAGAAGAGGAUGAGAAUAAAACUUCAUUUCUAUCAUGGCGGCCCAAUCUCAGUCCGGUCAGCGAAGGCGGUCUACAGCAAGAAUGCUCCUUAUGAUUUUGUGUUGGCUACUUAUAACGACAUUGCUUCCGUCGAUGCCACUAUUUUUGGAGUAGACAAAACACCUCUUGCCGCUAUCAUUGUCGACGGCAUGCAACGCGCAAGUGGCUGUAUUCCAGGAAUCCCGGAGAUUCCUCGUCACCUACAGACAGUAGCAAGCGAAUAG
This is a messenger RNA of Exophiala aquamarina CBS 119918, 450 nucleotides long. RefSeq lists its product as uncharacterized. The record is from RefSeq and is a predicted model, not a curated record. The transcript has 2 exons. The coding region runs from base 1 to 450 and encodes 149 amino acids. Lineage: Eukaryota; Fungi; Ascomycota; Eurotiomycetes; Chaetothyriales; Herpotrichiellaceae.